This is a messenger RNA of Klebsormidium nitens, 2867 nucleotides long. Lineage: Eukaryota; Viridiplantae; Streptophyta; Klebsormidiophyceae; Klebsormidiales; Klebsormidiaceae. The record is from the annotation of a GenBank genome assembly.
CUGAACUUGAAGAAGCAGGGCAUCCAGUGCAGACAAAUUGCGCCCUGCCAUGUCAAUGUGGGACUCCAUUGCAAAACGAGAACAAAGAAUGCAGUUCCAUUGCGCCUUUUCUUGGCUCAAUCUCAACUCAACCUGCCUGCUAAGUCUACUGUCCUUAAAGUACUCUCGAGCUGCCGUGGCUGAGCUUGGAGACAAGAAGCAAAGACAAGAAGAUCGAAUGGCAGUGAUCUGAUGAAGAAUUGUCAUAAACCGCUCUCCUUUGAUUGCUCUUCUUGAAUCAAAAGGCCAGAGGUCAAGGUUCGCGUGGUUAUGACAAGCAGCGCGGUGACACAGGAUGAAUCUAAGCCCCACCCUGCAGCGAAGCCCUUCAUUGAGGAGGACUACCUCCUCCCUCAGGGGCUUGCAGCGCCGGACCAACUGGACGCUCGUCGUGGUGGUGCUUACGGUCUUGCACCUGAGUGCCACUUUCCUUUACUACACAUUUCUUGCUGGGACAGGGGAAGUGAAGCAGGGAGGAACUCCCAAAAAGGUCGCCAUCAACUAUGAUGCUGAGGUGGCCCUCUUACGAGAAGAGCUGGCCCAGUCCCAAGAGGCACUACGUGAGGAGCGUCUGGCACGGCAUACGCUGUUAGCAACAGACCCCGGGGGCCGCAGGGGCCAUCAGGAGAUCGAGAUAGUGUUCCCCUUGGGGCCGGGGGCUCUAGAGACCAAGACCAAUGGCGUGCUGCCGGACCGGACGAGGGAUCCCUUGCAGCCUCUCAUAAGCGUCAUCAUCUCAGCGCGGAAGCAGGGCGGCACCAUCAGUGACGCCAUACAAAGUGUGUUUGCUCAGACGUACCCCCAUUGGGAGCUCAUUCUGGUAGACGACAACAGUGCGGACGAUACGGCGGCCCGCUGCCGGGAAGCGCUUACGAAGCACACGCAACACCCCGUCACCUUCAUCCGGAAAGGGAGCACGGGCAUCGUGGAUGGGCUCAACCGGGGGCUGGAACUGGCGCGCGGCGACUGGAUUGUCGCCUUGGCUCCAACUGACCGGCUGGCCCCAGGUUAUUUUGCUGAUGUUGCGGAGGGUGCGGCUGCAGACUUUCGGGCUCAGAUUUUCCUGGGGUGCAUGGAACUAGAGACGGGAAAGCAACGCACGUGGUGCUUUCCAGACGGGUGGAGCCUCAGUGGGCUGACGCAGCCUAGCGAUCUGCCUUUGGGGUUUGCAGUGCGCCGCGACCUGGUGUCGGACGUCGGGGGGUUCGAUCCGGCGUGUCCGGAGCAAAUCCACCACUGGAACUUCUGGCUGUCCGCCCUGCGCUACCGCCCAAAGGUCCGCUUCCUUCCCAAGGUAGUCCUCUUCCACGCGUCCGGCGAGGCGUCCGAUGCUCUUUCUGCGGACGGUCACGAGGGCUACGUGUCGGCAGUAGAGCGCGCGGAAGCGGCGGCCAUGGUGCGGACGCUGCAUCCCGACGUGUUCGAGCCGAGCCAGCUACUUGCGGACCACGAAACGCUCGCCUUCAUGUCCACCGAAACGCUGACUGGGGUGCUGAGCCGGUGCUACCAGUUCCCGGGCCACCCGGUGCUCCCCUUCUGGAAGGGCCUCUACUGGGAGGCGCAGGGCGAGCACGUCCAGGCCGUAGAGCUCGUGACGGAAAGCCUGCGGGCCGCGCAGAACGGCACGCGCUUCGCCGACCGCUGGCAGCAACACUUCUGGUUAGCGUUGUUCCACGAGGCCAACGGCAGCCUAAUGGCGGCUCUGACGCACGCACGGUUGGCGCUGACGUUCAAUCACUUCGACGAGCUGCUGCGCGCGCUGUCGCGGUUAGAGAUCCAGGUUAACGGGCUGAAACCCGGGGUUAGCGGGGCGCAUUUGCUGCCGGUGCCGUACUACUGGUCCAACGAGGAGGAGGUGGAGCGGAUACGGCAGCGGUCGCUGUCGGGCAAGCUGGGGCGGCUGGCGGAACUAGAGGCGGGCCUCGGCCGCACGCGGCGCAAGCACGUGGAGCUGGUGGCGCUGCUGGAGACGCUGAGGGACCACCCCUGCCAACAGAAGCAGGGGCCCCGAGGCCCUUUCAACCUAGUUCGUAACCCGCACUUCGACGGCCGCCGCGAGUGGUUCAAUUUCGGGUUGGGCUUCGACAUCGACCCCGCCAACGGCCGUUCGGGGAAUGUGAAAGAGGAGCAGCCCGCGUUGAGCCUGCAGUCGUUUCGGCUGGACGAACAAAGGGGCGCCAUGCAGUCCGUUACCGUGGAUCAGAGAGUUGCGGGGCCUAUUCUCAUCAGCGCCUGGCACAAGGGCCAGGGCGUGGUGGGACCCGCCGACGAGGGCCUGGGCCUGUUGCUCGAAGUGCACUAUCAGAACGGCAGCGACGUGUUGCAAUCGAUGGUGCACUUCGCUCCGGGGACGCAUGAUUGGGAGGACGUCAGCGCAGUCGUCAGCGGCGGCGCGCCCAUCGCCUCCAUUGACGUUACCAUCCUCUUUGUUGGGCACUCUGGCCAGCUCUGGGUGGAUGACGUCGGCGUGGUCGAGCUUCGAAAAGCCGCUUGCCUUUGCCCUCCAAAUACGUUCUACGACCCGACUCCAGCUCGGGAGUGCAGUCCGUGCCCUGAAGAGCACGUCUGUGUCCAUGGGUUCAAGGUAGAGAGAGAUGUCGGCAUGUAAUGAAUCUGAAACUGACAUCUGGUUGCUGAAUCAUCCGGUGACCAGCGACGCGCGAAUAUGAGACAGCUUGACAGGCGACUGUGUCUUAUAACGCUGUUAGAACCCAGCAUGACAUAACCCAAAACAAUUAGCUACACAAUUUCAUUCAGAUACGAAAAAUAGACGUUGCUUGUCAGAUUUCUUCUCCGCCUGCCGCUGUGCAACGAACCUAUGCCGCCCG